GGCCCCCCUCCGUGCUGCAUUUAUCAAAAAGAAACCCACAACUCAAUGUCUCUUCAAAAUUUCUUCAAAUUUCUCAAGAAAACAUCAGUUAAAGAAAGGAGAAGAAAACCUUCAGCACUUUCAGAGGGACUAUGUCGUCAAUUUUCACUAGCUGAGCUCCAAGCUGCCACCAACAACUUUGAUGAUGAUUUGAAAAUCGCUACACGUUAUUUUGGCCCAGUGUACAAAGGUUUCAUUGAUGGCGGCUCCUUGGUUGUUACUGUCAAACGCUGGAGGAGCUCAGUCGGACGAGAAGUUGAAGACUUCCGAAAUGAGGUAAAGUUGAUCAGCCAGCUGUGCCACCAGAAUCUUGUCUCUCUCCUCGGGUUUUGUGACGAGAAGCGUGAGAUGAUACUUGUGUAUGAACAUAUGAGCCGUGGGGGAUUGGAUAGUCAUCUUUUUGGGAAUGCUGGUCCACUCCCAUGGAAGCGGAGACUAGAGAUAUGCAUUGGGGUAGCGCGUGGAUUACACUACCUUCACACAGGUGCAAAGUAUGCAAUAGUUCACCGCCAUGUCAAGCCUCGGAAUAUUCGUCUGAACGAAAAUUGGGAUGCUAAGCUUUCAGGCUUUGGGUUAUCCACGAUUGGUCCCUCUAGCAUCUCAAAGCCUAAGCCCAACGCUUUGACAAAAAAGAUAGAAGCAGCAGGUACCCCUAACUAUAUCGCUCCAGAGUGCUAUCGUGGUGAACUCAGCGAAAAAGCUGACGUGUACUCACUAGGUAUUGUUCUGUUGGAAGUAUUGUGUGGUAGAAGGAUGGCUGACACCGCGGCAGAACUCAAGGACUUGAUUUCCGGGGACAACGACUUGAUUUCCGGGAUCAUUAAAUGCAUAAAAAACGGCUUUGUUCAUGAUGUGAUUGAUCCAUUUCUGAAAGGGAAGAUAGCACCAGUGUGUUUGAUAGAAUUUGCGGAGACCGCUCUUAGUUGUAUUCAUCCAAAUCCAAAUGAACGGCCUUCAGUGGGAGAAGUUGAGGUAACCUUAGAACUUGCAUUGGAGCUGUAGGAGAAAGCCGACUUGGUUAUCAAGGCUAUAUGAACAAGUUUAGAGAACAUUGCAUUGAAUAUCUUUACCUACCUACUUGAGCUUUAACUUGAGUUUUUGAUCUUUGAGUGAUCUUUGCUUGUAAUCCUCUUCUUGUUCUAUUAGUGUAUGUUCUUGGGGGUGUGAUUAUUCCUUCAAGAGUGAUCUAUUGAGAGGAUUCGUGGGGUUUACAUUGUAAAGGGGUGAGGUUUGAAAGAAAUACUCAUCUUUUUGUAAAAGGAUUGAGUGGCUCCUUUAAGCCACCCUUGUCUUUCUUAGUAAAGACUGUGGAGGAAA
Molecule: messenger RNA, 1356 nt
Organism: Rubroshorea leprosula
Lineage: Eukaryota; Viridiplantae; Streptophyta; Magnoliopsida; Malvales; Dipterocarpaceae
Source: the annotation of a GenBank genome assembly